This is a messenger RNA of Parastagonospora nodorum SN15, 1167 nucleotides long. RefSeq lists its product as hypothetical. Lineage: Eukaryota; Fungi; Ascomycota; Dothideomycetes; Pleosporales; Phaeosphaeriaceae. Gene Ontology annotation, molecular function: 2-oxoglutarate-dependent dioxygenase activity. The record is from RefSeq and is a predicted model, not a curated record. Gene Ontology annotation, cellular component: cytoplasm. Bases 1 to 1167 code for a protein of 388 amino acids. The transcript has 3 exons.
AUGGCACCAAUCGCAAUUCCCACCCAUGAAAGCAUUCAAGAGAAAGACACUGUCCAGCCAAUCAAGGACACACUGGGCCUCCCCGAACCCGCCAGGAAGAGAUUAGAGAAAGCGGGCAUUGACCUAUCCAACGGCUAUCCGUAUAGGCCAGCGAAAGUGCGUGCAGUCAGCAUUGACGUGUACAAGAUCCGGGACUACGAUCGCGAAUUUGUCGAUCCGGGCACGCGUGCAGAUCCGGAAAAGAAGGCUCUCUUUGGUGCUGCGAAGGAAGUCAUCCAUUUGACCGCACAUAUUGGAACAGAGAUUGUAGGAUUACAAUUAAAGGAUCUCACAGCGCAGCAAAAGGAUGAGCUUGGAUUGUUGAUUGCCGAGCGAAGUGUUGUGUUCUUCCGAGACCAGGACAUUUCACCUCAGCAGCAGAAGGCGCUAGGUGAAUGGUACGGCGAGAUCGAAGUCCAUCCUAACAUCGAGAAGCCCCAAGUACCUUCCGUGCCCGGUGUUGUUGGUACGACUGUCAUAUGGCCUGCGCUGCAGGCGACAGAGAGAGCUGCAAGCUUCAGACAGACUGGUGGCGCAUCGCGCUGGCACACCGAUCUGGUGCAUGAGAGACAGCCGGCUGGUGUAACUCAUCUGCACAAUGACACGAUCCCAAAGAUAGGUGGCGAUACGCUCUGGGCUUCAGGCUAUGCAGCCUACGAGAAGCUCUCACCUGGCUUCCGUAAGAUCAUCGACGGAAGAGAAGCUGUUUACCGUAGCGCCCACCCGUACCUGGACCGAAAUGACCCCAAUGCAGGGCCAAAGUACGUUGAACGUGUGCAUCCACUCGUUCGCGUGCAUCCCGCGACUGGCUGGAAAGCUCUCUGGGUAAAUCGUGCGAUGACUGAUCGUAUCGUGGGUCUUGACAGGGCCGAGUCCGAUGUUAUUCUUAACUACCUCUACGAUGUUUACGAAAACAAUGUGGACAUUCAAGUCCGCUUCAAAUGGACGCCUGGAACAUCGGCCCUCUGGGACAACAGGAUCACCAUCCACAACGCGAGCUGGGAUUACGAAGGGAACGAACCAAGACACGGUACGAGGGUUACAGCGCUGGCGGAGAAGCCGUUCUUCAAGGCUGAUGCACCGACGCGCAGGCAAGCGCUCGGUCUUGCAGGUCCUGAGGAUAUUUGA